This is a messenger RNA of Talaromyces rugulosus, 810 nucleotides long. RefSeq lists its product as uncharacterized. Lineage: Eukaryota; Fungi; Ascomycota; Eurotiomycetes; Eurotiales; Trichocomaceae. The coding region runs from base 1 to 810 and encodes 269 amino acids. The transcript is spliced from 3 exons. The record is from RefSeq and is a predicted model, not a curated record.
AUGUUCGAAUGGCAUGCAGGAGACCGAUACCGACUGCGCAUGCACCGCGCGCGGUCGGCGGUGCUCACGUCGGACGAGAUGGUCGAAGUACGCGCCGCACAACGCACAUUCGAGGGCGCCUACGUCCGCACAGCCCUGUCGCAGUUUUCGUUCGCGCUCAUCGUCCUCAAAGUGUUCACGGCGGAGUUCUACGGCAUCGGUGCUUUGUUUGCAGUCUACGGCACGGGCGUGCUGCUGAUCAGCUUGUUUCGCCGUCAGCAGGGCAACAGGCAGUUCUUCUCAGAGAUUGGAGAGGACGGUCUGCAUCGACGCAGGUUUCGCACCAGCGGCAACGCGGUUGUCGUCUUGACGGCGCUCAGUAUCGCCGCUUAUGCCUGUCUCAUCGGUCUUACUAUGCGGCUUGCCUCAAUUUUGAACCGACGAUCAGCUCCGCCAAGACGGGCGGAAACGAGGCGUCGAAUAGCCAACAGAGCAACAAUCGAUAAUCCGAUGCUUGGCGGCCAGCAGCAAGACAGGGGUGGAAAUUCAGCCAAGCCCGCUCCCAGCAUUAUUGGGGUUGGAUUGCUGAUAGUGGUGACUGCUGGCAAACGUCGUACACGGCCUUGGCGCGUCAGGAAAAAAGAAAGAAAACGAGGCGAAGAAACGCAAAGAGGGCUCAGCCUCCGGGCUCAUUAUUAUUUGGCCCGACGCCUUUUUGCACCAGCGGUUGGCCGUGUGCUAUGUCGAGAUAAUGCCGGUGAACGCUUCGUCACUGGCCGAGCAAAAGGAAAAACACAGCGCAGCAAGGGACCGCUGCCUAGGAUUGCUUAG